This is a messenger RNA of Chara braunii, 1883 nucleotides long. The record is from the annotation of a GenBank genome assembly. NCBI's taxonomy places the organism in Eukaryota, Viridiplantae, Streptophyta, Charophyceae, Charales, Characeae.
CCGCGUAACAUAACAGUCGACCCUUCCAGAUUUCACCUCGCAGUACAGAAAGUCGGCUCGUAUCAGCACCUCUAACAUCGACAAGGGAGUUAUUCGCAUUCACAGUGCCGUUUACUUAGUACGGUUGGAACAACGUAACGGAUUUGAAGUGCUUUGCAUUUGCAUUUGCAUUUCCAUUUGCAUUUGAUUUAGCAGUUGCAUUUGCGGCGGCGGUUCGCGCAUCGAGUCCGAGUUGGCGUGCUUGUUCGUUGACCGCCAAAGGAUGAAUCGGCCAACGAUCACCGUGGACAGGGAGAAGACAUGCCCGCUGCUGCUGCGGGUUUUCACGAAGCAUGGGGGUCAUCACAGUGUGGAUGACUUCGAAGUGAGAGGGAAGGAACCUAAGGAUGAAGUUCAGAUCUACACGUGGCGGGACGCCACGUUACGAGAGCUCACUGAUCUUGUGAAGGAGGUUUCUCCCACGGCGAGAAAGAGAGAUGCUAUACUCUCUUUCGCCUUCGUCUAUCCGGACAGAAGGGGGAGGAACGUUAUGCGCCCGGUGGGGAAGACAGCAUCCUUUGCGAGGAGACCUGACGAAAAUAAGACGUUGGCGGAGCUUAGCUUUCAGACGGGGGAUUUUCUUGAUGUCGCGAUCUAUGCGUAAUCAGUUAAUCAGCAAUCAUGUAUAACAAUCUCUCUGAUCGGAUUGAUUACAAGAACGAGCAGGAGCAGCAGCAGCAGCAAAUGGAACACGCGUGCGCCUGAUGGCAACGUGAUGAAUCUUGUAUUUUUGAAAGUUAGCUAAGUAAGGUCCAUGAUGGAAAGAAGAGCAGAUUAAUUCGGCUGGGUACGUGCUUGUAUUCUGAACUCGAAUGGAAGAUCCCCUUUGCGCCCCCGCCAUUUCCGCUUGACGUAUAAGUGACCACCGGCUCAGGCGCUCUGUUUAGUUGUGCAGGUCUUUGUUUUCCCAAGUGCUUUUGGUACCAUGCAUUUGGGUCCUUUUCCCUGUUCCUGUCGUUGAUCCAGUACUUAGUGCCACGAGGAGGAGGAGAAGGAGGAGGAGGAGGAGGAGGAGGAGGAGGCAUGUUAGCAAAGCAUUUUGCUGGCUAGGGGGAGGAGGAAGGAAAGAUGGAUGUCUGCUCUAUGAGAACGUAUAGCAACUUCACUGCGGCACCACCUCAUCACCGUUGAUUAUCCGAAGUAGAUACAUGCAUACGGGUCAAGCCGACAGGUCCUGGUUGGUAGGAAGGAGCUCCUGUUAUUCCUGCUGCAGAUGGGUUGACCUCAAUCACAGGGACCGUUAUGUUCCCUACCGGCGGUCGCCGGUCGGUGAGUUGUUCUUUCUAUUCUGUAAUGGGGUGGCCGGUCUCGAGGAAGUUGGUGCAUUGUGCGGGGCGUGGCCGGUCUCGAGGAAGUCGGUGCAUCGUGCGUGGCAGGUCUCGAGGAAGUCGGUGCAUCGUGCUUUCAAUUGACAGGUUGUGAGGGAGUAGUGUGGUGGAACCCGGUGAUCAGAGAGAGGGGAGGGGAGGAUAUCACAGAGCAAUGAUGUUGUGCAGGUUUGUUUGUCCAGCUGGAAGACAGAGAGGUAGGUAAAUGAAGGAUGGAGAUGGAUUUGCGGGUCGAAAUCCCGCGUUCAUGAGUGGAAAGUCUUCGUCGUAAAUACAUGUGAAUGCAUAGAUAGCUGUAGCGUUUUGAAAAUGCGUAACGUAGUCGACGAGGGUCUAAUUGUUUUCAAGGAUUCAAGCGGCUGAUGAGGAAGCCUGCGCUCGUGGUGCCCAACAGUAUGUGACAACGACUGCUCCUUUGUAUGAUAUCUCAAUGAAUUAUGACUGUGGACUCGGUGUGGAGGUGUAUGUGUAAGUUCUGAGACUGGAUUGGUUCUUGCCGACUCUGCUCCCCAUGCU